AUUUUAUGCAUUUAGAUAGUUUUGGUCGUUUGCCAGACAGUUUAACCUGCAGCUAAUAGUCAAUUUUAAACUUCCUAAUAAUAUUUAAAAUAUAAAUUAAUAACAUUAUAAAUUCACAAUGGGUAACGAAAGUUCUCUACCUAUGGAACUGUGCUCAAACUUCGAUGUGGACGAAAUUAGAAGAUUGGGAAAACGUUUUCGGAAGCUAGAUUUAGACAACAGUGGGGCAUUAAGUAUCGAUGAGUUUAUGUCAUUACCUGAAUUACAACAAAAUCCUUUAGUUCAACGUGUCAUCGAUAUUUUUGAUGCUGAUGGAAAUGGUGAGGUGGAUUUCAAAGAAUUUAUUCAUGGUGUAUCACAAUUUAGCGUUAAGACAAACAAAAAAAGAAGGAAACAAAAAUAUCAAAUAAUUUUAUGUGGUUUCAAAUGCUUAAUUCCAUAAAUUCAUUAUUAAUAACUAAUUUAUUCGAUAGUUGUACUAAA
This is a messenger RNA of Polistes dominula (European paper wasp), 483 nucleotides long. Its product is annotated as calcineurin subunit B type 2. NCBI's taxonomy places the organism in Eukaryota, Metazoa, Arthropoda, Insecta, Hymenoptera, Vespidae. Gene Ontology annotation, molecular function: calcium ion binding. The record is from RefSeq and is a predicted model, not a curated record.